AAAUUUAAAUGAUAAGAGACUUAAGAGAUAAUAGACUUAUAUUAAAUAAGAAGAGAUAAUAGACUUAUAUUAAACAAGAAGCAAUGGACGAAUUAAGCUGUUAUUACAAGUCUUUAAAAUUUGACGAAGCCUGCGUAAACGUGAUAUCUGAUAAUAACAAUUAUAAUAUGUGGCUUUAUUCACUCUCUACAGAUUGUUUAUCAUGUCCAUAUAAGCGCAUAGCUCAGAUCUCAACUAACAAAAAUUCUAGUUUGAAAUUCAGCACGAUCGAUUCAAUAAAAUGGAGAGUAUUGAAGAAUAAUGGCACUGAUGAAUAUAUAUCUGCCAAAAAUACAAGCGAUAUUUUUUGCGAAUUGUUGCCAAAUCUAGGGCAAUAUGGUUUAUACGAGUUGAUAAUACAAAACAAAACCUGCAAUUGUAAAACAUUGAGGAAUCCGACAUAUCCAUACUCAGAAUUGUUUAUUAUUUUGGCGAUAAUAAUAUUUAUCUUACUUGCUAUAUCUGCUGGAAGGUCUUUAUGGUACAAAUUAAAAACACAAUGUAUAAUGAAAGAAGAAACUCCAAGUAGCAACAAAGAAGUAACAAAACAUCGUCGCAUAAAAGCUAUCGAUACAUUCAGGGGAGUCAGCACGCUUUUUAUGAUUUUUGUUAAUGCUGGCUCCGGUAGUUAUACCACAUUGGGGCACGCAACUUGGAAUGGCAUAUUACUAGGAGAUUUAGUAUUUCCCUGUUUUAUAUGGAUUAUGGGAGUUUGCAUACCCAUAGCUUUGUCGGCACAGUUAAGGCGUGGACUUUCAAAGCUUCAAAUCAGUUAUUCCAUCUUGAAGAGAAGUUUUCUUCUAUUUCUGAUAGGCGUUGCAUUAAACACAUUAGGAACAAAUGCGCAAUUAGAAAACAUACGCAUAUUCGGAAUUCUUCAACGAUUCGGAAUUUCUUAUUUAAUUGUGGGACUGCUCUAUCUUCUUAUUCCUCGACAGUCAAAAGAUGCUCAGAAAUUAUCGCAAACUCUGAUAAUGCAUAAGAUGCAAGACGUAUUAAAUCUUUUGCCACACUGGUGCAUAAUGCUGACUCUAGUAAUGGUGCAUUGUGCUCUAACGUUUGGUCUACCAAUUCCCGGAUGUCCUACAGGAUACCUUGGACCAGGUGGAAGACACGAAGACGGUCAAUAUUUUAAUUGUACCGGUGGUGCGGCUGGAUAUAUAGAUAGAAUUUUAUUGACUUUAAGUCAUAUUUAUCAAAAACCAACCAUUGAUUCUGUUUAUGGAUCCGGCCCUUUUGAUCCUGAGGGGAUUUUAGGAUGCCUGACGUCGAUAUUUCAAGUAUUUCUAGGUGUACACACUGGUAUAAUUCUAAUGAUGUAUAAAGAUUGGAAAGAACGUAUUAUCCGAUGGCUUUCGUGGGCAAUGUUUUAUGGUUGUUUGGGUUGUGCCUUCCAUUUCACUAAUCUUAUACCCAUUAACAAAAAUUUAUGGUCUUUAUCAUUCGUACUUGUUUCAUCUUGUUUUGCCUUGACUUUUCUUUCCGGAUGUUAUUUACUGAUUGAUAUUACCAAAAUUUGGCAAGGUGGCCCUUUUAGAAUACCCGGAAUGAAUGCACUGGUAUUAUAUGUGGGUCAUAAUAUGUGUUACCAAAUCUUUCCAUUCCAUUGGAAGAUUGGCGCAAUGGACAGUCGUGCUUUGUGUUUAAUUGAAUCAAUUUGGGUUGUAACCCUCUGGACGGUUAUAGCAUAUGUUAUGCAUCGUAAACGAAUUUACAUUACACUUUGAGUUUUACAAAUUUUACCUAUUUAUAUAACGUAGCGGCAUUAUAAUAUUGCAUUAUAUUUUUUACAUAAUACUACAAUCCACAAAUAAUAUAGAUAGGAAAUGAU
Messenger RNA from Cataglyphis hispanica, 1870 nucleotides. RefSeq names its product heparan-alpha-glucosaminide N-acetyltransferase-like. The record is from RefSeq and is a predicted model, not a curated record. The transcript is spliced from 11 exons. Lineage: Eukaryota; Metazoa; Arthropoda; Insecta; Hymenoptera; Formicidae. The coding region runs from base 84 to 1766 and encodes 560 amino acids.